GUGUGGUGCCCUCAGAUGAAUGAUACCGCUUUACUGAAAGCUGAAGGUAUUCCAGGCAUUUGCCUUUUCGGGCAGAUAAGACUGGAAACUUGCCGCAGCCCACUCCAAAGUCAAACAAUUCUAGUGGUCCGACCGCAGGAACUCAAAUAAUGGCAUCAGCGCUAGAGAAAGAGACAGAGGGGCGUCUGGACGAGGCCAAAGGUGUCUUGGUGAAAGUGAAGAAUGGUGAAAUACCCGCAGAAAAUGCCAAAACCACGGUUGAUUGGUUGACGAUACUGUCCGAGCAAGGCAACACGAGAGCUACCGAACUCCUCCGGGAAUUUGUACAUGAUAGUGUUGGAGUUUCGGAAGAUAACAUCGCCAAAAUAAGUCACUGUCUUGAAGACAGCGACGCGAAAAAAUCCGUUAAGCAUGCCGCGAAGAGACUGUUUAAGACCAUCCAGUCCCGCCUGGAUAUGACGCAAAUACCCAAGACCAAGUUUGUGCAAGCCAUGAAAGAACUGAUUCCUGACGAAAAGGGGAAGGCUGCUGCUGCAAUUACAGACAAAAUCCAAAAGAAAGACACCGUUACCGAAGACGACUUUGUCAACGCCAUAGCUAAACAAGUUACUCAAAGUGCUUCCCUGCACUCGCUUCAUCAGAGGUUCGACUCGGACGUAGACGCAGAACAGUACACGAACGCCAGCGUGAAGGACAAGAUCCUGAAAUACCCCGGGAAAUCACUGAGCAUCGCUUUGGACGAGGUCUUGGAGUAUGCUUCUAAGGAGGGCGGGGCCUUCAUCAUCUCCUGUAUCCCUAGCAACCAAAUCUAUUUCUUGGCAGUUUUCUUCCUGUACAGCCUCAUCACGGCGGAUCUAGUUUUUGCAAUCCUUCCGCUGCUGGUCUUCCUGCUGUGUUUUCUAACGAUGUUCAUAUCCACGCUUCAAAUGAUGCAUGAUAAGAAGAAGAUUGGGAGUGUCGUAAAAGUCUGGACAGAGAUUCUUGGACAGUACAACCCGUCGCUAGAUGACUCCACCGUCGAGUUGGAAUACACGUGGCACUCUCUGACACCAUAUUGGGCCUUCUUUGGUGCCUUCUUUAUGGGUGUGGUUUCCUUCCUGCUGGCAAAUAAAAACUAUAUCCCUUGUUCUGAAAUGGCUGAAUUUUGUGCCUUCCUGUCAUUGGGUUGCCUUUUCGCCUUUCGCACAGGCGGAAACUACGCUACGUGUGUCUUGGCUAUGGUUUUCAAUGUGGCAUCAACUUUGCAAAUCAUCGUUCAAAAAUUUCCCACAAUUCCUGUGAUAACGCCAGCUUUAAAUCUUUUUGCCUCGCCCAUUGUGUCUUUUGAGAUGUUCCCCGGCUUCAUUUUGCAUCUUGGCAUCCCUUCAGUUGUCUAUGUAGCCAUCCCCGCCAUUUUGAUAAAAAUUGCCAAAGACAAGUCGUGGAGCGGAAUAUAUCGUCUGCUUCUUCCAAUUUUGGUGACCUUUCUGUGGUGGCAGCUCGCAGUUCUGCUGUAUAUGUAUUCAUCUUGGAAGGGGCUGUUCCGUGGUGCGCUAAUUAUGGCGCUGUUUCCACUCUUGCCAAUUUUUGGCGUUUUUGCUAUUUUUGGUGCAAUUUAUUUUGUUUUGAAAGCGUUCAGCUUUGGUGCUGUGAUGAAAGCGAUGGUAACUUUAUUUCUCAUUCUCGUUCCAACAAUUCUUAGUUUUCUACCAGAUUAUAACAAGCAAUUGCGGAAGAACCCAUUGUUUGCAACAAGAAAGGGCAAGUUUGUUUUGGCUGGGAUAAUGCUUCUUUUGUGUACUCCGCUCUUUAUCGAUGUAAGGAGCUUCCAGGAGGUUCCCCCACAGGAUGUCCUGCCGUGGGAGAAGUAUGUCAGUAUUUGUGGGCACACUGGCAAGGGGGGAAUCAACAGCGCAGAUAUCCAAAUGAAGUGCCAGAAUCUUGCAAACGUUAAAGUCGAGUGGUCAGGCACGGUUAAGAGUGUUCGUGUGAGCAAAAUUGACAACCAGGCGGAAGCUUUAUUGAAAGUCCUCCCCGAAGUCUUGGCAGACUGGCUGAAAUGCAUCUACGGAGCGAAAUACCCUACUUGUGGAGACACGCGGAACGGCACCACAUAUCUUGAUGAGCUUGAUCCCUGUGAGUACAAGCACCCUCGCCGAUCGGAAUGCCACCUGCAUGAUCUGAACACUUACCAAUUCGAAAUCGCAGUACAGGCGAGUCCAACUUCAUCAAAUCAGUCCCCAGAUGUCGCUCUCGUUGCGGGGAACAAAUUAAAAAAUUUCGUCCGCACCUUAUUACCCGGUAAUGAGGUGUCGUUUAAGGGUAUGUUAACUGAAAUGCUGGGUGUCCAGCCCCAAAGCAUGCCGAUCAGCGUCUCUGAGUUAAAGUGCACGGAUUGUCCCCAACGAUUGGAUGAAGCGUCCGUUAUUGGCGUUGAGAAGGAAGAGACGAUUGCAGCCAAAGUGUGGCAAUCUGGUUAUGAUACUGCAAAUUUCUUGCUUUCUCCUUUGUUUGAGUAUAAGUUUAAAUAAAAAAGCUAAUAUUAUUAAAACAAGCGAAACUGCAAUGGGUUAUGAUGAUCACAUGUGAUAAAAAAAUGAAACUAUAGUUACAUACGGGCGCUUCGGUUUACAGUUUAUAUGUUACUCUUUAAUUUGAAUGCUAAUAUAUAGUGAUAAACAAAGGUUAUAGGUUACAGAUUCGACCGGUUGCUUCUUUUCAGCCAAGGUUCGUACUUGUUGAUGGAGCGUUCAAUUUCCUUACUUCAUUUAAUGAACCUGGCCGUUUUUUCUUUCAUUUUGCUAUAUAUGAAUGUAUUAGUAUUUGAAGAACAUUUGUUGAAUAAAAAUAAAAUUUGACUAAAGUGA
Messenger RNA from Lingula anatina, 2846 nucleotides. Its product is annotated as wolframin. The record is from RefSeq and is a predicted model, not a curated record. Gene Ontology annotation, biological process: calcium ion homeostasis; endoplasmic reticulum unfolded protein response. Gene Ontology annotation, cellular component: endoplasmic reticulum membrane. Lineage: Eukaryota; Metazoa; Brachiopoda; Lingulata; Lingulida; Lingulidae.